GUCCGCUUCCCGCUCGUCAGCUGAUAAGCGAUUGUGCCGCUCGUACCGUGACGUGGUCGUUGUCGCUCAAGAGGAUUUCCCAGUUGCCAAAAUCGCCGGUCACGGGUCUAGCAUGUUCUGCUACCACUGCCCACCUUCCCUUCACCCAAGCUCGGCCCCCCGCCUCCCCUCGCUGGAGUACCCCUUCUCAUCGUCCCAUCCAUACACCAGUUACUCAUAUCACCCCGCCAUCCACGAUGAUUCCUUCGUUCGUCGCAAGCAGAGGCGAAACAGAACCACCUUCACUCUACAACAGCUUGAGGAACUGGAGACAGCGUUCGCACAGACACAUUAUCCUGAUGUCUUCACAAGGGAAGAUCUUGCUAUGAAGAUAAACCUGACUGAAGCCAGGGUUCAGGUGUGGUUCCAAAACAGGAGAGCGAAGUGGCGCAAAGCGGAGAGACUGAAGGAGGAGCAGAGGAAGAGAGAAGAUCAAGAUAUUGGAAAGAGAAACUCCGAUAAGGACAUCAAAGACUCUAAGACUCUAGGGUCCGAGCCCGAUGUAUGCAGCAGUGGUGAGGACGCUGACAUGGAAGAUAUGAACCUUCAAGUCUCCGACCGAGCUACACCAGUCAGCUGUGACAACGAGGACCGUGCAUACUCACCCAACGCCGGUGACGUAUCUCCCCGACCUCCAGCCGCUGGGUCUACCAGCGUCACUUCAUCCCCCCCAGGAGGGGACCGACCCCCCACCACCCCCACAGCUACAUUCACUCACCCUCUCUUUCCAGGGUUCACCACUGACGGGUCCGGCAGUUUUCGCCCUGUAGGAGAGGGAGGAUCCGCCCACAGACACAACCCUCCGUUGUUUUUCCCGCCUCAGUUUCCGCCACCGCUGUUCCCUUCGCUCAAAGGAUUCCCCGGACUGUGCUCCUGCUGCCCGAUGAAGCCGCUGUCUCUUCUGCCAGAGCACGCCGCGGGCGCCGAGCAGCGGUCCUCCAGCGUGGCCGAGCUGCGGCGCAAGGCUCAGGAACACUCCGCCGCGCUGCUCCAGUCGCUCCAGCAGGUAGCCAGCUUCCAGCAGCAGGCAGCCGCGGCGCUACACCUGCCUGUCAGCCUGCAACUGCCGUCGCUGUCCACCCUACAGGCUCUGGCCAGGACCAAGGACCCUUCCUCGCCUACGCCCCCGCAGGCACACACACCCGCGCCGACGUCCUCCCAGCAAGCCUAGACUGUUAAAGUGCGUUCGAAAAGUACAGGCUGAAAAAGUCAAAGUCGUUAAACAGUGGGAUUAAAAACGUUCAUUGAUUCUGUAACUACUGAUAAGCUCUAUAAAUUAAUUAUAUUUAGUUUUUAUAAUCUGUUUUUGUCCUAUGAGUCUCUAAUACAUCAGUUUUCUAACUGAAAGAGCUACAGUAAAACUACGUAUUUUCCUAUUCAAUUAAAAGUUGUAAGAAACGUAACCGAAGCAUUAACCUAAUAAUAGCGGUUCCUUCAACAACAACAAACAUCAUGACUUAAUAUGAACUACAUUU
This is a messenger RNA of Macrosteles quadrilineatus (aster leafhopper), 1514 nucleotides long. It is a transcript of the gene Drgx, whose product is annotated as dorsal root ganglia homeobox protein. Gene Ontology annotation, biological process: regulation of transcription by RNA polymerase II. The record is from RefSeq and is a predicted model, not a curated record. The transcript has 9 exons. Lineage: Eukaryota; Metazoa; Arthropoda; Insecta; Hemiptera; Cicadellidae. Gene Ontology annotation, molecular function: RNA polymerase II transcription regulatory region sequence-specific DNA binding; DNA-binding transcription factor activity, RNA polymerase II-specific. The coding region runs from base 113 to 1210 and encodes 365 amino acids.